This is a messenger RNA of Raphanus sativus (radish), 1386 nucleotides long. RefSeq names its product pentatricopeptide repeat-containing protein At3g60980, mitochondrial-like. NCBI's taxonomy places the organism in Eukaryota, Viridiplantae, Streptophyta, Magnoliopsida, Brassicales, Brassicaceae. Gene Ontology annotation, cellular component: chloroplast. The coding region runs from base 108 to 1355 and encodes 415 amino acids. The transcript has a single exon. Gene Ontology annotation, molecular function: protein binding. The record is from RefSeq and is a predicted model, not a curated record.
ACAUAAAAGAAUACAUGUACGUAUAUAUUAUUGGGGGAAUAAACAUAUGACUCUGUCUGGUCCUAAACCCUAUCCUUCGUUUCCUGGUCUAAUAAAAAAUAGUAACAAUGUCCCUGAUCCGCCGCAUCAUGCUUGGUCGGCGCAGCUUCUGCACCACCGUGGCAAGAAAAGCUGAGGACAUAAUGAAAAAUCCAGAUUGCCGUUCUUGGCAGCUAAGCUGGAGAGUCAGCUACCUCGCCAAUUCUAUUGGCGACUUAGACACGGCAGCUAGGUACUCUCGUUUGGCUGUCUUCAGCAAACCCGACGACGAACCGGAGGUCACAGUCCAUACAUGUGAAACCAUCAUCGGAAGCAUGGUGCGUGCUAAAAGACACAAGGACGCUUACGAUCUCUACGAUUACUUCUUCAACAAGCAUACGCUCAAACCCAACAGCAGAUGCUGCAACCACAUCAUCGAGUCUCGUCUACAACAAGGUCUUGUUGACGAAGCUCUUGAUUUCCACCGAACCGUCAAGAGUAUGGUUCCUGACCACCCAAGUGAAGCUAGUUUAAGGGUAUUGACUAAAGGUUUAGUCCAUUCUGGUCGAUUUGACCUAGCUCAAGCCUUGCUUAAGGGCAGCUCUGAAAUGUUUCCUGAUCACGUCGCGUUCAACAAUCUGAUUAAAGGGUUUUUGGAUGUUGGGAAUUUAGACAAGGCCAAUCACUUGUUUGAACAAUUCAAACGAUCGUUGUCUUCUAGUAUUGCUAAUCACAAGUUUACAUGGGAUUUUUUCUAUCGAGGAUAUCCACGAUAUGAAAACAGAGUCGCAUUCCUGAUGGUCACAUUCAUGGAGUACUGGUUUAAGCAAGGUAAAGAGGUGGAAGCUAUGGAGUGUUACAACCAGUCUGUUCUUUCAAACAAGUUACUUGUUUGUCCAGAAACUGGCAACGCCCUUUUGGAAGUCCUGCUCAAGUACGGACAAAAAUCACAUGCUUGGGCAUUGUACAAUGAUAUGUUAGCUCAAUGCACAACCUGCUUGGACUAUGUUACGGUUCGGAUAAUGGUGAACGAGUGUUUUGAUAUGGGUCGGUGUAGCGAGGCAAUCGAGACCUACUACAAGGCGACAGCCAAGGUCAGCUACUUAAGUAACGAAUACAUUAUCUUAAGGUGUUGCGAAAACGGUAUGUUGUCGGAAGCUGAGUCUCUCCUUGCGUAUUCAAUUGGUCGUGGUGACAAAUUCAUUAAAGCCACCACUUUCAAAACUAUCAUGAACGCUUAUAUCAAGGCCGGAAAAAUCGAUGACGCUCUUAAAACCUCCAACACAAUGUUUGACGUGGCUCUAAAGGAAGUCUGCGAAUGGUUUAACCCACUCUAACGUUUUUUCUUUGACUAGUAAUGAUUGUUAU